Saxophila tyrrhenica is the source of this 720-nucleotide messenger RNA. RefSeq lists its product as uncharacterized. The transcript has a single exon. Bases 1 to 720 code for a protein of 239 amino acids. Gene Ontology annotation, molecular function: metal ion binding. The record is from RefSeq and is a predicted model, not a curated record. Lineage: Eukaryota; Fungi; Ascomycota; Dothideomycetes; Mycosphaerellales; Extremaceae.
AUGCCCAAACUAAGCAAAACCGACAACGACUUCAUGUCCAGCAACAACAACAAACCCACCUCACCCCAACCCGACGCAAUGCAACUACAAAUCGACUUCGCCACCCUCCUCCCCCGCGCCGAAAACAUCCCUCCGGGCCACAUUCCCGUCAACAAGACCUCCCACCGCAUCGACGCCUACAUCCCUCCCAUCUCCGGCGCGGACAAAGCCGACUUCAACGCCCGCACCGCCAGGAAGAAACUGUGCAACCACUUCCACAUAAACGGCACAUGCGUCGCCGGCGACAACUGCGCGUACGACCACCGCCCCGCCUCACCGGAGGUGUUGAAUUGUCUGAAGCAGGUCGUGUUUAACAAUCCCUGCCCGAAGAGAGGCGGGUGUAGGAAUCUGGGCUGUUUGUACGGGCAUUUGUGUCAGAAGGCGGAGUGUAAGUAUAGGGGCGGAGGGGUGUUUUGUAAGUUCCCCGGCCCGAGCCAUUAUCAGAGUGUGGAGUGUGUGGGGUUUGUGGAGGGGGUGGUUAAGGGUGGUGGGACGGUGGGUGUGAGUGUGGCUGCGGUGGAGGAGGAUGGAAAGAGUGUCAGUGCGAGCACGAGUGGGAAGGGCUCGACGGAGUCUAGGGAUGGGACGCCGCCGCCGCCGAAGACGCCGGGGUUCGGGGAAGUGGAGGAUGGGGAAGGGGAGGGGGCUUUGUUGGAUCUCGGCAGCGAUGAUGUUGACUAG